AUGGAAACCGACAAGUUGAAUGACAGGGAAAACAAAACCAACGGUGAUACUCAGCUUGCUGUGGUAGAAAUGGGAGAACUUAAUCACUGUUCGAGACCAUCGACGUCGGGAGAAAAUAAAAGAUCCGGGUAUUUAGUAACGCUGAUGCACUUUAUAAAAGGAAACAUUGGCUGUGGAAUGUUGGCUAUGGGAGAAGCCUUUAAAAUUGGAGGUUUAUACCUUACAUUGAUUAUUUUGUUGUACGUGUGGCUAAUUAGCGUCUACAAUAUGCAUGUUUUGACUACAUUGAGUAGGAAAGUGCAAAACCGUUUGCAAGCCAAACGUGCACCAUCAUUUGGCGAUACCGUCGAAAAUGCAUUCAAAAUGUCUGAUAAAUGGAUAUUUCGAAGUAUAUCAAAUAAUAUUAGAAAGAUUGUUUUUUAUAACAUACUUAUCACUCAACUUGGUUUAUGCAGUGUAUAUAUUCUUUUUAUCGGCACUUCAUUACAAAAGCUGUUACUUCAAUACUCAUAUGAAAUUAAUAUUCAAACUGUUCUAUUAUUUACAAUGCCUUUAAUAAUGGUAUGUGCAAGUUUGAGAAAAUUGCGAUUUAUAGCACCAUUAUCAACUUUGGCCAAUUUUGCAUUGAUUACUGGCGUUAUUACGAUAAUGUACUAUAGCUGUUCUGGACCAUCAUCUAAAGGUACUAGAUAUUCAUACUCUAAAUGGACUGAAUUACCAACGAUGUUCGGAAUAAUCAUGUUUAGUUUUGAAGGAAUUGGAUUGGUUUUACCUCUUUUCGCGGAGAUAGACGAUGGUAAAAAGUUUACAUCGAGUUUUGGAGUCUUGAAUUUUGGUAUGGUAGCCGUAAUGAUGUUAAACGUGCCUUUGGGUAUGACUGGCUAUUCGAAAUGGGGAGAUGACGUGCAAAGCAGCCUGACAUUGAAUUUGCCAUAUGAUCACGAAUUAACACAAUUCGUAAUACUCAUGAUGAUAUUGGGUAUAGCUUGUUCGUAUGCGCUUCAAUUUUACCCAGCAGCCGUAAUUGUCUAUAGUGACCUUGAAAAAAUCUACGGACCUUUUAACCAUCCCGCAGUAUGGGAUUAUAGCAUCCGGAUAUGCAUAUGCCUUGUAACUUACCUGGCUGCCAGUACAGUCCCGCAUUUGGACCUGUUCAUGUCGUUAGUGGGUUCAGUAACUUGCGUUGCGCUUACCAUGAUUUUCCCUGCACUAUCCAAUUUGGCGUUCCGGACGAAAGACAAAUGUUCAUUUUUCGGUACAUUUUUUGACAUGGUGACCAUACUUACGGCAGUGAUUGGUUCAGUCACCGGAAUUUACGCCAAUACAACGGCCAUUUAUGAGGCGUUCUCGCAAAACCACAGCAAUGGCUAA
Macrosiphum euphorbiae (potato aphid) is the source of this 1371-nucleotide messenger RNA. NCBI's taxonomy places the organism in Eukaryota, Metazoa, Arthropoda, Insecta, Hemiptera, Aphididae. The record is from the annotation of a GenBank genome assembly.